Paramacrobiotus metropolitanus is the source of this 1261-nucleotide messenger RNA. RefSeq lists its product as uncharacterized. The transcript has 2 exons. The record is from RefSeq and is a predicted model, not a curated record. The coding region runs from base 125 to 1060 and encodes 311 amino acids. NCBI's taxonomy places the organism in Eukaryota, Metazoa, Tardigrada, Eutardigrada, Parachela, Macrobiotidae.
CAUACGCUGUGUAUAUAGACCGAUUUUAAUACAGGGCUUCGCGGCACUUUGCCUACUAAGCUCGACUUUUAACGUAUAAUUAUUUUCGGUGAAAAUUUCGUUGCCCUUGCGACUUCGCAGCAGCAUGAGUCAUGUGUCUUCAAUGCUCGUUAUGUGCUGUUUUUGUUUAAGCAAAACAUGUCCGGUUAACAAAGGACUCAAUCGUCAGUCAAUUCUGAAAACGCUGGACGAAGCUACCCAAGGGAACAUAACCGAUACGAUAUCGUUGAACAAGUUGUUUAACCUAACCUCCAGCCACGAACCCAGUCCUGAUGACAUCAUUAUCAGAGCUGCAUUGUGGACCACCGUCGAGCUGCGCUGCCCCGCCGGGGACGACUACCCAGCCCCGACGCAAGAUCCGCCAUACAAGUUCAACGGUGUGCUGCAAUCUCCCAACACGACCAACUUGGAAGACGACCGGAAUGUGAUGUGGAAUAUCUGCCUACGCCCGCGACCCCAGUGUGGGGAACUGAUCCAGGUUUACACACCGGUAGCCUACACCCCGAUGACUCCCGGAGACCGCUUCUACACCAUCACCCUUUUCAACUUCUCGCAGACGCACAGCGGCGUGUAUGAGUGUCUGCAGUAUAACGGCACUCAGCUGGUGACCACCCGGAGGUACCGCGUUAGUCCCCGCAUGGCGCGGGAGACGCUGUUCGAUCCGCCCAUGUCCAAUAUGACCGUCACCGUCGGGGAGGAGGUCAAGUUGCGCUGUUAUGUGAAAUUCGACGCUGUGCCGCAUCCGUUUGGGGAGCGGUUUCUGUUGCGCCGCGAGGAGUAUUUGAUUUACGCGUCUGACCAUGGUCCGUUUCGCAACGGGGUGGGGUCGCGAUACGGCGCGGACACGUGGUAUUCAAUCUUUGACGAUGGUUGUAAAUGUGGCCUGCAACUUCGCAUCAGCAACGUCAACCGACGCGAUGCUGGACGAUACCAGUGCUGGUUCCGUGUCGAUGAUCUCUUUGAUGAAUGGUUUGUGCAGGAGUUCUAUCUGAACGUUGAGCAAAAGGGCACGGACCGAUGACUAUCCCUAUUUCUGCCUUUGCCUUGCGAGGAACUACACAAGCUACUCUCACUGUUUUUUUUUUGUGGUGUUGCCAUAGCAUCGUCACCGUACAGCCGGUGUUCAUCGCGAUGAUGACAGAAAUUUUUGCGUGAUGUGGUGCUCCUUGAACAGCAAUGCGAACCUCCACUGUUUUUUAUUGGUUGCGGCCUAACAAAACUC